Messenger RNA from Racocetra persica, 188 nucleotides. Lineage: Eukaryota; Fungi; Glomeromycota; Glomeromycetes; Diversisporales; Gigasporaceae. The record is from the annotation of a GenBank genome assembly.
ACCUGAAGCAAUCAAAAUUACAACUUUCAUCUGAAAAUAUUAAUAGAGAAAAUAUUGCUUCAGGACUUACGAAAGUUCGUAUAAAAUGUAAAAAAUCAUUGAAAGAAAUAGUACAAGAUAGUGUGGAAACUCAUGGAAAGGAAGAAGUGACUAAAAUAUUUCUAGAAUUAUGUAAAUUUAAACGUUAG